Erinaceus europaeus (western European hedgehog) is the source of this 1668-nucleotide messenger RNA. Its product is annotated as ubiquitin carboxyl-terminal hydrolase 17-like protein 6. Gene Ontology annotation, biological process: protein deubiquitination; regulation of apoptotic process. Gene Ontology annotation, molecular function: cysteine-type endopeptidase activity; cysteine-type deubiquitinase activity. Gene Ontology annotation, cellular component: cytosol; nucleus. The transcript is spliced from 2 exons. The coding region runs from base 1 to 1668 and encodes 555 amino acids. The record is from RefSeq and is a predicted model, not a curated record. NCBI's taxonomy places the organism in Eukaryota, Metazoa, Chordata, Mammalia, Eulipotyphla, Erinaceidae.
AUGAAAAGCUCCCAGUCUUGGUAUGUUGAAGAGGGAGUCGAGUGUUCGGGGGAGGACUCCUGUGGUCGAGGGUCGGCUGUGGUUGACUGUGCCCCCAGGGACCCAGAGCUGCCCGGCGGAGGCGCCUCGCACCAGCCCCAAAUGGAUGUGGAGCCGGACGUGGACUUGGACGUGGAUUUGGACGUGUACUUGAUUGAGCAAGGAGCCGGUGGGGUGGGGGCUGGCCUACAGAACCUGGGCAACACUUGCUAUGUGAAUGCGGCUCUGCAAUGCCUGACGCACACCAGGCCCCUGGCAUGGGCUCUGCAGUGGCGGCUGCGGCGGCAGAGGCAGGAGCAGGGCUGGGCCGGCUGCUGCCCUGAGCAGCCCAGCUGCGCCCUGUGCGCCCUGCAGGCCCACGUGGCCCGCGCCCUGCUGCAACCUGGGCAGGUGCUGUGGCCCCCACCAGCUCUACUGUGUGGGUUCCACCGCCAGCGGCAGGAAGAUGCCCACGAAUAUCUGCUGCACACGCUGGAUGCCCUGACGCGCGCCUGCGCCCCCUCGCACACGCACACGCACACGCACACGCGCAGCACCAGCUCCGAGGACUCCGGGCUGGUGCCCAGCAUCUUCGGCGGGCUGUGGAGGUCUCAGAUUCGCUGCCUCCACUGCCACUCAGUGUCCGAGACCUUCGAACCCUACCUGGACAUCGUCCUCAACAUCCAGGCCGCCUGCAGUGUGGAGGAAGCUCUGCAAGAGCUGGUGAAGCCCGAGCGCCUGGACGGGGACAACGCCUAUGAGUGCGGACGCUGCCAACACAGGAGAGCCGCCGCCAAGACCUCGAGCCUGCACAGCCCUUCGCGGGUGCUCGUGCUGGCCCUGCAGCGCUUCUGCCCCUGGAGCCACAGCAAAGACGCCAAGGCCGUGGCCUACCCGCAGGAGCUGGACCUGCGCGCAUACACGUCGCAGCCGCAGGGGCCGCCUCUGCUCUACGGCCUCUACGCCGUGCUGGUGCACGCCGGCUGCUCGCCCCACAGCGGACACUACCUGGCCUAUGUGCAGAGCGCCCAAGGACUCUGGUAUCAGAUGGACGACGCUCGGGUCACCGCCUGCCACGCGGCCUCUGCCCUCAGCCAGCAGGCCUACGUCCUCUUUUACCUGCGCAAGACACAGCGACCCCAGCCGCAGCCGCAGCAGGAGGAGGAGUUCUGGGCUUCCUGCCGCCCGGCACCAGAACCAGCCCGCCCUGUCCAGCCCAGUGCACAGCCUGGCCUGCAGACCAGCCCCGAUGAGCCCCCGAGAGACCAACGCCUUCCCAGGCUGCAUCCGUCCCCGCAGGGGCCAUGCCAGCCAACGCCACCUGCACAGAUGACUUUGGACCAGUGGAGAACUCUCCAGGAACACAAGCGGCCCACGACCCACCUGCAGCUCAGGACAAUCCCAGGUGACCUGCCUGCCCAGGCCAUGCUCAUCCACCCCUCCACAGGAGGCAAGGCCAGGGCCAGGCAACACAGCCCUUCCUCCUCAAAGGAGAACACCGCCCCCACUGCUGAACCCGCCCACACUGCCUCUGAGGCCACCACUGCUCCAGCCACUGCCAGAGCCACCAAGAGGAGGAACAAGAAGGCCCACAAGAAGAUGCUGCUCACCUUGCCCAGCCCUCAGCCCUGCCAUGCCUAUAGGUGCUGA